ACAUUUUUUUAUUUUAAAUUCAAGUUUUGUAAAAUUUUCAUCGAAACGAAAAAUGGCUAAUAAAAAUACAAGUGUUUGUAAUAAACUUGGAUUAAUAGUGUGGAAAAAUUUAAUAAUUCGAAAACGACAUUGGCUAUUGACAAUUUUCGAAUUUGUAAUGCCAAUUGCGUUAUUUUUAAUUAUUGUUUAUGUGAAUAUUAAAAGUGAUUUAAACAUGAGCGGUGAUUUCAAUAAUCCGGACGUAAUGUACUCGAAUCAAUUGGACAUGAAAUCUUUGCAAGCGAUUUUAUCAAAGGACUCUGAAAUUUUAUAUACGAAAAAUACAACGUUUCAUAACGAAAUAAUGGAGAAAACUCGAAAAAAAUUGAAUUUUAAAGAAUCACAAUUACAUGGAUACGAAAAUGAAGAAUCCAUGAUGGCUGAUUAUGGUAGAAUGUCAAGUAAUUUUUCAUCAGGUUCAUUUGGUGCUAAAAUAAUAGCCAUUAUAUUCGAUGAAGAUAAAAAUAAUAAUAAACAUUUUAAAUAUAAGCUACGUACAAUGAACUUCCUCAACACCAAAGAAAUAUUUCCAGAAUUUGAAUCACGUCCCUAUGGUGACCCAAGAUAUUCAUUAGAAGCGCCAUAUGUGAAUGGAGGAUUUUUAUUAUUACAAAUGCUCGUUGAUCAAACAUAUAUUGAAACAGUGGCAAAUAAAGUAUCAUUACCAUUUAAGUUACUCUUACAAGGUAUGCCAGUUCCACCAUAUACAUCAACAUUAAAUAUGGAUAUAUUAAACCAUAUUUAUUAUUUUGUAUUACCAUUGUUGACGGCAAUGAGUUUUGUAUUUUUAUGCCCGUCAUUGUUAACAAGAGUUGUUGAAGAGAAAGAUACUGGUAUUAAGGAACUAAUGAAAUUAAUGGGUUUAAAACAAUGGAUGUUAUGGUUAGGAUGGGUUAUAAAUUCGUUAAUAAUUAAUAUAUUCUCAAUAACAAUCAUUGUUAUCAUACUAAAAGUGGUCUGGUCGGAACAAAAUGCUGCUGUUUUACCAGAAACAAAUGCAUUUUUAUUGUGGAUAUUUUUAUUUUUGUAUGUUUUAGCUGGCAUAUGUUUUUGUUUCUUUAUGUCGACAUUAUUUAAUAAACCAACCAUUGCUCAAGGUGUCGGUGUUGCAAUUUGGAUUAUGUCAUAUUUUGUACCACAAUCAACGGCCACAAAUAUUAAUACAAAAGUUGUCACUAAAGUUUUCUUAUCUAUUUUACCAAAUAUGGGUGUUUUGUUUGGAUAUAAUGCAAUUUCCAAUCUUGAAAUCGAGGAUGAAAAAAAAGGUUUACAAUGGUCAAAUAUAUUUGAAGCAACUAAUCCUGAGGACAUGUCAAUGGGUGCAGUCUAUGGAAUGUUAAUAUUUGAUAUAUUUUUUUAUUCGAUUUUAACAUGGUACCUUGAUAAUAUUAAACCCGGACAAUAUGGUUUAGCUCGUCCAUGCUUUUUCCCAUUUACAAAAUCUUAUUGGGUAUCAUCAAAAGAAAUAGACGAAGGCCCUAUAGAAGACAAUAACAACGAACACAUAACAAACACAAAUUACGAAGAACCACCAAGAAAUUUAACAGCAGGAAUCAAAAUUAACAACUUACGUAAAACUUACAACAAUGUAAAAGCUGUGAAUGGACUAACAAUGAACUUUUAUAAUGGUGAGAUUACCGCAUUGUUAGGGCACAAUGGUGCUGGUAAAACAACAACAAUGUCAAUACUAACUGGAAUGUUUUCACCAACAAGUGGUCAUGUGUCAAUACAUGAUUAUAAUAUACGAACUCAAAUGGGUAAUGUUCGUAAUAUAUUAGGAUUAUGUCCGCAACAUAAUAUGUUAUUUACAGAUUUAAAUGUACAAGAGCAUUUAAUAUUCUUUUCAAGAUUAAAAGGUAAAACACACAAAGAAGCGACAAAAGAUGCAAUGAAUUUACUUAAUAUUUUAAAUUUAUCAAAUAAAAAAAAUAAUUUAACAAAAACAUUAUCUGGUGGAAUGAAACGUAAAUUAUCACUUGGUAUUGCAUUAGUUGGUGAUUCACAAGUGUUAAUGCUAGAUGAACCAACAUCUGGUAUGGAUCCAGAAGCUAGACGUGAAGUCUGGGAUUUGUUAUUGGGUAUGCGUAGCCCUGAUAAAGUGAUUGUAAUAACAACACAUUUUAUGGAAGAAGCCGAUGUACUCGGGGAUCGUAUUGCAAUUAUGGAUCAUGGAACAUUACAAUGUUAUGGAACAUCAAUGUUUUUAAAACGUAAAUAUGGGGCUGGUUAUCAAUUGUCGUUGAUGAAAGUUGAUGAACGUACCAAUGUACAAAAAAUUAAAACAAUUGUCGAAUCACAAAUACCAAAUGCCUUUUUAAAAACUGAAAAUGCUGGUUUAAUUACAUUCACGUUGCCAACAAACGAUAAUGAUAAAUUUCCAAAAUUAUUUCAUACGUUAGAAACAUCGAAAAGUGAAUUACAUAUUAGUGGAAUUGGUUUGUCUAUUACCACUUUGGAAGAUGUAUUUUUAAGAGUGGGAGAAAUUCUUGACGAAAAACACCAUAAUCAUAAUAAUGGAAAUGGAGGAAGUGAAUAUGAAAAUGGAAGUCGUGAAGAUCUUUUAGCAGAUCGAAGAAAUAGCGGCUUGAUACUCGAAUUGAAUCGUAUGAAAAUAUUAUUAAUCAAAAAAUUCUUAUUUAAUAAACGAAAAUAUCUUCAAUUUUGUAUAUUUUUUUUGAUUCCAAUAUUUAUGACAUUAUUUGCAAUGAUAUUCAUUAAACAAGCUGUGGAUACAAAAUAUUUAUCAAUGCCACCAUUAGAUCUAACAAUGGAUAAAUAUGAUCCACAAUAUGUGUAUUACACAAAACGUGAUGAUUCAUCUAAAGAUUUACAAAGGAUUAGUGAGAUUUAUGGAAAAUUAUUAAGUAAAGAUGCAACUGCUAAGCCCGUGGACGAUUUUAAUCAUGAAAUCAUUGAUUAUGGUGAAAAAGAUUUUACAAAUUAUAAGAAAUUGGCUGUAGUCGGUGGCGAAUUUAAUGAAACCGAUGGCGGUACAGAAUACACUCUGAAUGCAAUGUACUCAAAAUUUGCAACACAUUCAACUGGUAUCAGUUUGAAUUUGAUCAGCAAUGCUUUGUUGAAGUUUUUCAUGGGUGAUGAGUACUCAAUUUCCAUUGUAAAUCAACCAUUGGAUACUAAAGACACUCAAAUCGUUGAAGAGUAUAUUACCAAAAUACAAAUUAUUAGUACUAGUCUAGUAUUCUUCCCAUUAGGAUUUUUAUCAUUAAUUGGAAGUUUUAUGAAUUUCCCGAUUGUGGAACGUGUAUCAAAUAUGAAACAAUUACAAUUAAUGACUGGAUUACAAGCAUUUACAUAUUGGUUUUCCACUUAUAUAUGGGAUUUAAUGAUCUUUGUGGUUGCAACUUGUUUAUCAAUUUUAAUGAUUCUAUUCUUUGAUCAGACCGAUAUAUUUAAUGGCUCAACAGAAUUGUGGAUAAUGUUUGGACUUUUAAUAUUAUAUGGUUUUAGUAAUAUUGCAUAUUGUUAUUUCGUUAGCUUUAAAACACGAACAUUUGCUGGAGGUUUUAAGCUGUUAUUAAUCACAAGUUUACUAGUUGGUAUGAUUGGUAGUGCUAUAACGUAUAUUUUCAUUAUUAUACCAUCAGAUAGUUGGCAGACUGCCGGGGAAAUAUUGCAUCGAAUUUUCUCAUUUUUCCCACAGUAUGCUUUAUCGAAUGGUGUACUAAAAUUCACGAAUACUGCUAUUAAUAAUAAUAAAUGUAAAACCAUGGAUUCGGAAAAAAUUAUAGAAAAAUGUGCCCAGAAACCUACAUACACUUGUUGUCCAUUUUUAGAUAAGAAUUACAGCAUAUCGUACAUGGAAGGUGAUAGUGGUAUUAAAGACUUACUCAUCAUGUUAGCAGUUAAUACGUUCCUGUAUUUAAUACUGAUUUUAAUGAUUGAUUACAAUGUUUUUGGUGCAAUCAAAAAGCUUUUUUCUAAAUCUAAAUCAUCAAGUAAUAACAACAAUUACCAACAACAUUUAGAUCCAGAUGUUCAAAAAGAGCAAAAACGUGUUCAUGACCAAUAUAAUUAUGGUCAAGGAGACGAUAAUUUGGUAGUUUACGAUUUAAAGAAGAGUUUUGGAUCGUAUGCAGCAGUACGUGGUCUUAGUUUUGGUGUACAUGGUGGCGAAUGUUUUGGUUUACUGGGUGUCAAUGGUGCUGGUAAAACUACAACAUUUAGAAUGAUAACUGGGGAUGAAGUACCAUCCAAUGGUGAUGCCAUUGCUAAUUAUUACAAAUUAAGUAAAAAUAAAAAGGCAUUUUUGGGGCAACUUGGAUACUGUCCACAAUUUGAUGCACUAAACGAAGCAUUAACUGGUCGUGAAAUGUUACAAACUUUCGCCUGUUUACGAGGUGUUUAUACUUCUGAUAUCAAAUACGAAGUUGGCAAAUGGUUAUCUCUGCUAGGUUUAAACGAUUAUGCUGAUCGUUUGUGUGGAACUUAUUCAGGUGGCAACAAACGUAAAUUAAGUACAGCCAUGGCUUUAGUAGCAGAGCCACCUAUCGUAUUAUUAGAUGAACCAACGAGUGGAGUUGAUCCAAUAUCAAGACGAAACUUAUGGACAGUUUUAUCCUCUAUUCAAAAUAAACAAUCCAUAGUUUUAACUUCACACAGUAUGGAAGAAUGUGAAGCUUUAUGUAAUCGUUUAGGAAUUAUGGUUGACGGUCAAUUAACAUGUUUAGGUACUGUACCAUAUUUAAAACAACGCUUCGGACAAGGUUUUACUGUAAUAUUAAAGAUAAAAAGUAAUAUGGAUGUCACAAAUUUAAAAGCACAUAUUGUACAUGAAUUUGUGGAUUGUGAGCUAAAAGAUGAGCAUGAUGGUCUCUUAAAUUAUCAUAUUAAGAAUACAAACACGACUUGGUAUCAAUUGUUUGAUACAAUUGAACGAUUAAAGUCGAAUGUACAAUUUGGGGGAAUUAUUGAGGAUUAUACAGUUAGUGAAUCAACGUUGGAGCAAGUAUUUUUAUCAUUUGCUAGACAACAAUAGGUGAAAUUUAAUUUUAGUUUAGGGUACACAAGGGACGAUUACUGCCAACGAAAUCUAAUCGAGGAGGCCAAAAAAAAUUUAAAUUUUAACUUUUUAAUUUUCAAACUUUGAAGUUGUUCUAUAGCAAGAGAGUUAGUGUAUUAUUAUCCCUCAUCUUGUACCCCUUCGGACUACGUCCAUGGGGAAUGGAUAGUCAAGUUUUGCUGGCCUGAUUACUUUUUUCACUCCUGAUGUUACGUCCUUUGUCACAAGGAACACUGCCAGCUCUGGCAAACCGCUCUGAGGUACCCCAGCAGUUUAAAUUUAAUUUAGAAAACUCCGAUGAAAUUGUAAAAUAGAAAUUGUCGUCGGCUGUGCUAUCGCUGUUUUGACACGUUGAUUCCCUUCCCCUAAAAGAGAAAACUCAGUAAUUCGAUAAUGAUUUGGAUUUCUUUAAUCAAUAACCUUCAAUAAACUUCGAAUAAUUUGAAGAUUUUGAUGCUUCUUUUGAGGGAUUCAAUUUUAUUUAGAUACAAUAUUGGAAUCAACGGUGAGCGAAUUUUUACUAUUUAUUAAAAAAAAAUUGCAUAUUGAUAAGCAAUAUCCAUGAUUUAGAAUCAUUUUAAAAUGAUUGACCAGAAACAAU
Messenger RNA from Chrysoperla carnea, 5660 nucleotides. Its product is annotated as phospholipid-transporting ATPase ABCA1-like. The transcript has 17 exons. Gene Ontology annotation, molecular function: ABC-type transporter activity; ATP hydrolysis activity; lipid carrier activity. The record is from RefSeq and is a predicted model, not a curated record. Gene Ontology annotation, cellular component: membrane; intracellular membrane-bounded organelle. Bases 53 to 5035 code for a protein of 1660 amino acids. Gene Ontology annotation, biological process: transmembrane transport; lipid transport. Lineage: Eukaryota; Metazoa; Arthropoda; Insecta; Neuroptera; Chrysopidae.